AUGGCCCCUCCGACUCCUGCCAUGCAGUACCAGCGACUCGGCAACAGUGGACUCAAGGUCUCGAAAAUCAUUCUGGGUUGCAUGAGUUUUGGUAACCCAGAAUGGGAGGGUAGUCCCUGGGUCUUGCCAGAGGGCGAAGCGCUGCCGCUGUUGAAGAAAGCCUAUGAUGUCGGUAUCAACACUUGGGAGACCGCAGACAGUUAUUCGAAUGGACAAUCAGAAACCAUCAUCGGCAAAGCGCUGCAGCAUUACAACAUACCUCGAAGUCGAGUCGUUCUCAUGACAAAGGUGUAUUACCCGGUUCUUGAAGAUGACCCCAAUGCACGACCACAACCACCGCGCAACGAAGGACCGCUUGUAAAUCAGAUGGGUCUCAGCCGCAAACAUAUCUUCGAAGCUGUCGAGGGAUCCCUUCGUCGACUCAACACAACAUACAUCGAUGUUCUACAACUGCACCGACUCGAUCGCGAUACAAACCCAGAGGAAAUUAUGCAAGCUCUACACGACCUUGUUCGUAUGGGCAAAGUACUAUACCUUGGAGCAUCCAGUAUGCAUUGUUGGGAGUUCGCUCGCUUGCAGUACACAGCCAAAAUGCACGGCUGGACGCCUUUCACGAGCAUGUCAGGUCUACACAAUCUUUUGUAUCGCGAGGAAGAGCGAGAAAUGAUUCCAUUCUGUAAUGCUGAGGGCGUUGGUCUGAUACCUUGGAGUCCGAUCGCUAGGGGAUUGCUGACAAGACCAUACGAUCAGCAGACCGAGAGGAGUCAGCAGGAUGUCAAGACCAAGAAAUGGUUUCAAGGAGGUCAGAAUCGUGAGAUUGUGGAAAGGGUGGAGAAACUGGCAAUCGAGAAGGAUUGCAGCAUGUCUGCUCUGGCGGUAGCAUGGUUACUCAAGAAGGGCGAAUGUCCGAUAAUGGGGUUGAACAACCUGAAGAGGAUUGGAGAUGUUUCUGAAGCUUUCGCUGUUGAAUUGACCACUGCCGAGAUGAAGUUCUUAGAGGAGCCUUAUAGUCCCUUAGCAGUGCAGGCGAUAUGA
Messenger RNA from Aureobasidium vineae, 1035 nucleotides. The record is from the annotation of a GenBank genome assembly. Lineage: Eukaryota; Fungi; Ascomycota; Dothideomycetes; Dothideales; Saccotheciaceae.